CGGAAAAAUGAAUUUGACAGAUCUUCCGCCGGAGGUUUUGACGUUUAUUUUGUCAUAUUUAAAGGGAAAGGAUUUAGCUAGAAUUUCUCUAUCUUGCACUUUAUUGCGAGAUUUAUCAAAUAGCGGAAUAUUAUGGCAGCAGCGAUGUUUAAAAGAGUUCAAGUUUACCGAUGUUGAAGGCUGGUCGUGUUCAUUUAGAGAAGUUUAUUCGAAGGUUCUAAAUAACUACGGAUUUCUUCUUGGACUUAAAAGGAGAAGAACAGAUUGCUAUGGUGGUUUGGUGCAUAUAACUUACGAAAAAGGUCGAAUAGUGGCGUACGAGUAUUUUGGUAAAAAAGACAUAAGAGACAAUUUGGAGAGAAUUCGGCUGUUUAGCAUUAGUUUCGUUGAUGGCAAUGUCAACGUUACAUGGUAUCGACGUCAUCUUGACGUUGACGUAACGUGUACUAUUGAAAAGGAAGAUGUCAAUGGGGACAGUUUUCAUGUACAACUCGGUGAUUCUUCACACCCAGAUAGGGGUCAGAUUGAAGAGGUAUUGCGGCGGUUUCGCGCAGAGUGUGACUUGCGGGGUAUGCAUGGGAUGAACAGCCUUACAGACCAACGAUUCAAGGAGAUAGUCCAGUCAAAACAAGUAUUUGAAAGACUGCGCAUGCCUGCUAUCACAGGUACUUUUGGUUCCCAAUUUCCUAUUGGACCCGGCUUGUUUAAAGGGAUGUACAGUGCACUGUUAUUGUUGACGUACGACAUGGAGAAACAGAAGGCGUUAGCAUCAAAAAUAUCGGGUGACAGCAAUGUUCCCGCGGGAGAGGUAAGUAUAGAGGUCAAUCUACAGAAACCAAUGGUGUUGACUGCAGAGCAACAGCAGUCACAUGCCAGUAUCCGUGCACUAAACCCAGAUGACCCGCCCCCGAUUCUGGGAGAAGAUUGUGAUACAUUCAGACAGCCGUUUCAUGAUCCUACAAACUUUGGCCAAACCGAUGGGUUCGAUCCACCCACGUUUUGUUUAUGCAGAUACCAUGCCCUGGGCACCGUGUCACCCACUGGCUACACUGACCCCCAACAAAUCCCCGUGCAUUUCAUGGUUUUUAAUGAGGAGAUGUUUGGAGUUAUGUGGAUUGGCCUUCAUCACUUUUCCCUGUACGUUAAAGUCAAGGAGCAGUUUGAAACCUACGAGCGAUGACCUUUUCACUUGCGAAUAUACGUGGAGCUUUCUCAGGAACGUUGGACAUGUUUAUUUGCAGUUUUGUGGUCAUAGCAAUAUCUAAAAAAAAACAAUUAUUUGACUCCAUUUUUAUAUACUAUACAUGUUACAUAUUUCUGAAAAUUUACAUGAGGUUAAUGUGGGAAAAGAGUUUUAUUUUUAGAAAUGCUGAUGAGAAUAUGUGCGUUUCCAUGUAUGAAAAUGUCUGGGACAUGUUAUUUUCAUAUACUCCCUUUUGAUGAAGAGAGACAAAUGUACCCCCCCCCCCUUUCGACGAAAGGAGCUAAACUGUAGUUUAUCUUUAUUCUUUUUCUUUAUUUUAUCCUCCUUCUUUUUCUUCAAACAAUAUAUGUCCAGAGCAGAGCUCAGAAUUGACCUGAUGAAAUUGCUUGGAACUUGGACCAUAUAUAGAUGGCAUUACCAAGUUGUGUUCCUAGUAAUAAUUAUAACUCUUGGAUACUUUGUUGCAUAGUUAUAUUCCCUUGUUCAAUAUGUUAAAGCAGAUUGUGUCCAGGGCAUUGUUCAAAAGCAAUGAAUUCAUUUUUUGAUCAUUUAUAUGUAACAACAUUGAAUUGUACACCACGUAGUCUUUUCAACUGUUAGGCAAUUUUGCAGUUAUCUCCCUUCUUUGAAUGUCUUCAGAAAAAGAUGGCUGAAACAUCGCUCUGAAACGAAUAGAAGAAAUUAUUUUGAUCUGCACAUUGAUAUAUGGCAAUGGGAAGUUGUGCUUAAAUCUGCAAUCUCACAGAUUUACCCUUUUUACAACUUUUUUUAUUUUUUAUCUUGGAAAGAGCAAAUUUUUGCGUUAAUAUCUGCAAACCAAUGAUAAAAGAUUGCUGACAAAAGACCAGAUCUCAGAUUUUCAUUAUUUCCGUUCGAAAGUUAAUGUUUUAUUGUUUAAACCGUUACUAACGAUUUAAGAAAAAGCAUAAAACAUUAUUUUUUUAACUUAAAUAUAACAAUCUGCGAUCUAAUUUUUGUCAGCAGUCUUAUAUUACUGGUUUCCUUGUAUUUUCGCAAAAAUUGGCUCGUUCCAAGACAAAAAAUAAAAAAGUUGUCAAAACGUUCAAUCUGUGAGAGUGCAGCUUUAACGCUAGGACACAUACUAACAAAAGUUACCCCCUCCCCCUGUUCUUCGCUUCUAAUCAAACAAAGUUGUCUAAAGCAUAACUCAGAAACUACUGAAAGAAAUUGGGAAUUUAAUUAUUUAAGCUUUAAACAUAGAUAGGGGCGUCAAAGGUCUUAAUCAAUGACUACGGAAUAGAAUUCUAUUAAGCUCAUAACAUUAAUAAAUUACAAUGACAACUUGUAAAUUAUGCAAUAAUUAUAACGAUUGGACCCAUUAUUUCAAAGGAAUCUCCCAUUUUACUUCGAUUUAUUUUCCAAUAAAAACUGUCGUUGAUAUUAAUCUGAAACAAAUGGGAGGUAUUUUGCGACCUUUAACCUACAUUGAUAUUUUCCCUUGUAUGUUUCCUAUUUACUUUGUUCAUUUCUAAUUCUUUCACUCUUACUUACCAUUUUUUUCUAACAUGCUCUAGUUGGGACGGGGUGCAUAGGUUAUCGAAUGCUGCGCUUUGAAAAAAUAGUAUUGUCUUCAUAAAUGGUAUAUACGGAUUUAAAUUGUACCUUCAAGCAUGACAUCUGCUACGCUUUAUACAUCGUGGCUUAUUAGUUAUUGGUUAAAACGAUUAAUUUCAUGUCCAUCUUUGCCAGAAUCUUUUCGUACCAUGUUUGGGGAAAAGGGGUGUCUGUGAUAUAUUAUAUGCUUAUUAUUAUUUAUGGGGGGAUUUAAGGUAUUCUUAUGUUAUAGCUUUGAGCGUGUCCGUCGAAGGGGUUGCGUGUUCGAGUCCCGGUCGGGGCGUUUCUGAAUAUUCAGCCUAAACUCGAACUCUGUUAGCUCGAUGUUCUAGUUAUGUCGAACUUUUUUCGAUUUUUUCUCAGUGAAGUUAUACACUUCUGGUACUUCGGUUAUAUCGAGUGUUCGUUAUCUCGAAGUAUUGUAUUUAAAAUAUUUUCUGCUUGAUAUUCAGGAGACAUUAUCUGGACAAGUUCUUUGCAAAGUAAUAAGCAAAUAUACGGAACACAUUACUUAUUCUUAUACUUAAUAUGUUAUAUUAAUAGUUAUAUAAAUGAUUUAAAUGUUACCGUAAAUUGCAUAUUUAAAUAAAAUCAUUUAGCUUUUAUUUUGAACGAGGUUUAUACAUUGGUUGAGUCACCAUUUGGUACCUUUGAACUGUUUUCACAUUAAGCCCAACACCAUGUUUUCCUUCAAAUGUGUUUUAAAUGGUUUCAUUGAUUUUGAUAAACGUGUAGGUAUCAUUGUAUUGAUAAUGGUUUUGAAACGUACCGCAGUCUAAAAGGCAAUCUCACACGAUGAAAAUAUUUUUGUUUUAAUUAAAAAUAACGUCAUAACUAAGUUACCAAAACAAUAUUGUUCCUACAAAAAAAUUACGCUCGACCAUAUUUUUCUUUUGCAUUAGCGUUCUAAUACUAUGUACAGCAUUGAAACAAACUAUGAACGUGUUCACUCACAUGUUGUGAUUUAAGUGCAAUAAAGAUCUUUUGUAUUAAUGACAAAUAAGUAGAAGGUUUCUAACAUAAUUAUAACCAGAGGUUUAGAAUUUAUGGUAUUGUUAAGUAGUUUAUGGACUGAGAGACUUGCGUAUUGAAUAUAUUUUGUGAACCAAGUUAUUUACGUAGCGGCUUUUUGAAACCAAUCAUGGUAUCCUAUGAUAUUUGGGAUGUUCUUCUUUGGAUGUGCAUACAUACCAGGGGCGGUUAUAGGAAUUGACGUUAGUGGGGGGGCGUAAUGAUUAAGGGGUGUAACCUUUUGACUGGCGCCUCUGCCUCUGUCUCCGAAAUAUAUUUGGUUUAAAAUGUUGA
This is a messenger RNA of Mya arenaria, 4084 nucleotides long. RefSeq names its product F-box only protein 31-like. Gene Ontology annotation, molecular function: protein binding. The record is from RefSeq and is a predicted model, not a curated record. The coding region runs from base 8 to 1180 and encodes 390 amino acids. The transcript is spliced from 9 exons. Lineage: Eukaryota; Metazoa; Mollusca; Bivalvia; Myida; Myidae.